Messenger RNA from Microthlaspi erraticum, 1251 nucleotides. Lineage: Eukaryota; Viridiplantae; Streptophyta; Magnoliopsida; Brassicales; Brassicaceae. The record is from the annotation of a GenBank genome assembly.
AUGCUUGACGGAGCAAAGUUCAACGUGAUGGCUGCUGGGAAUCACUACAACAACAACAACAACGACAACAACUACUACGCCUUCACUCAAGAGUUCUACCAAAAGCUCAACGAAGGCUCCAACAUGUCGAUGGAGAGUAUGCAGACUAGCAACGCUGGAGGCUCUGUGUCAAUGUCUGUGGACAACAGCAGCGUUGGCUCCAGCGACGCUCUCAUCGGCCACCCUGGUUUGAAGCCAAUGCCUAACGGCGGCUACAAUCUCUCCGUUGGUCAAAGCGUGUUUCGUCCCCGGAAAGUCACACACGCCUUGAACGAUGACGCCUUGGCUCAAGCACUGAUGGACAGCAGGUAUCCAACUGAAGGACUCGCCAACUAUGAGGAGUGGACUAUUGACCUGAGGAACCUCUACAUGGGACCUCCUUUCGCUCAAGGAGCUUUUGGGAAGCUGUACAAAGGGAUUUACCAAGGAGAGGAUGUGGCCAUCAAGAUCCUUGAGAGGCCUGAGAACAGUCUUGAGAAGGCACAGUUCAUGGAGCAGCAGUUUCAGCAAGAAGUGACUAUGCUUGCGAAUCUGAAGCAUCAGAACAUUGUGAGGUUCAUUGGUGCUUGCCGCAAGCCGAUGGUGUGGUGUAUAGUGACUGAGUACGCUAAAGGAGGCUCUGUGAGGCAGUUCUUGACUAAGAGGCAGAACCGGGCCGUGCCUUUGAAGCUAGCGGUUAAGCAGGCGCUUGAUGUUGCUAGGGGUAUGGCUUAUGUCCAUGGACGUAACUUCAUUCACAGGGAUCUCAAGUCUGAUAACCUUCUCAUCUCAGCUGAUAAGUCCAUCAAGAUUGCUGAUUUUGGGGUUGCAAGAAUCGAAGUUAAGACCGAAGGAAUGACUCCUGAAACCGGAACUUACCGGUGGAUGGCUCCAGAGAUGAUACAGCAUAGGGCCUACAAUCAGAAAGUGGAUGUGUACAGUUUCGGGAUUGUGCUCUGGGAGCUGAUCACAGGACUGUUGCCGUUCCAGAACAUGACAGCUGUGCAGGCAGCGUUUGCGGUUGUGAACCGCGGAGUGCGUCCGACGGUGCCGAGCGAUUGUCUUCCGGUGCUGAGUGACAUUAUGACUCGUUGCUGGGAUGCGAAUCCUGAGGUGCGUCCAUGUUUUGUGGAGGUGGUGAGUCUGCUUGAAGCUGCAGAGAUAGAGAUAAUGACGACAGCGAGAAAAGCCCGUUUCAGAUGUUGCAUGACUCAGCCAAUGACGAUUGACUAA